AAAAGGUGAUUGAAACCAACCCUAAGCUCUUCUAAUCUUCGCUCUAUUGGUAGCUCCGAUUAUUACUGACUUAAGCAUCGGAGUGUCUACCCCGAGAUCCAUCUCGGGGCUUUGCAGGUCAAUCCGGAGUGCAAAUACGGAGUGAAGAAGAACGUCUGGUUUGGUGCAGUUACAUUUUGGCGCCGUCUGUGGGAAACUGAACUAAAGGCUCCCUUGUUGCUCUUAUCAUGGUUAAAACUAGGUCAGCCCGAGGUGGAAACUCGUCUCAGCCUCUUGGACGAGGUCAGGCCCCCAGCAACCUUCCACCUCACCCCCCACCCCCAAUCCCGAAUACAUCCCCUCAUGUUCACCAUACCGAAGGAGGGGAUGAAAAUCAGCCACACAAUUCGAUUAGCAACUCAGCCUCUACUGCUAACCAAGACGCAGUUGCAACUCAGCUCGCUGCCAUGCAACAGCAAUUUGGUGUUUUUCAGCUAGUGCUGGCUCAGUUAUUAGCCCGGAACAAUCCUGGUGAUCCACUCAUCAACCUACUUAAUCCUGCUCCACAGCCUCCAACCCCACCACAAAAUCCUGACCCAGUUCAACAUGCUCCCGCUCGAGGUGUCCCGCCUCCACACCCUGCUGCUGACUCCGUACCUCACCCUCUCAACACCAAUAUUAUACUGGAACCCUAUCCCACUGGCUUCCGAAUACCCCAGCUUGAAACUUAUGAUGGGACGAAGGACCCCGAUGAUCAUCUAGAUGCUUUCUACUCUUGCAUGCAGGCCCAGAACGCCUCUGAUGCGUUGAUGUGCAAAAUCUUUCCCUCUACUCUCCGAGGUAAUGCUCGAACCUGGUACUAUAGUCUGCCUCCGCGGUCAAUCAACUCGUACACAGAACUGGCAUCUGCUUUUGCCACAAAGUUUUCCAGUAGAAGGUUGAUCAGGAAAACCACUUCCGAGUUGAUGCGAGUUAAGCAGAGGGACGGAGAGUCUUUGAAGAAUUUUAUGAGCAGAUUCAAUGAUGCACUGCUAGAGGUUAACUCUUUCGACCAAGCAGUGGGAAUUACAGCUGUGAUCUCGGGUCUCAGCCAUGAAAGAUUCAGAGAUAGUCUACUUAAACAUCCUGCCACCACCUUCAGUGAGGUAAAUGAUAGAUCAUUGAAAUUCAUAACUGCUGAGGAAUAUGCCCUGUCGCAGAACAUCACCCCUGUUAAGAAUCAACACCCGGACUGGAGAGAUGAGAAUCCGAACAGGAAACGGAUGAAGACACCACAGAACCGAGGUCCGAUGUCGACUUCCACCUUGAGACUCGGAAGGCCGAACUCCGCACCUCCGCAACAACCUGCAAGUAAACCUCCAGUUAAUUGGACUCUUUUUAAUUUACCGAGGUCACAAAUCUUUAUGCAGAUUAAGAAUAAGAUGGACUUAAGACGUCCGGGUCCAAUGAGAGCUGUUGCUGCUACCAGAGACCAUACUAGGUACUGUGAUUUUCAUCAGGAUCAUGGUCAUACAACAGAGCAAUGUAAUAGCCUGAGGUCCGAAUUGGAAAGUCUGGCACAGAAAGGAAUGUUGAAUGAGUACAUCCAGAGAGCGGAACAGCCAAGGUUUGUCAGAGAACAAGGGCCACAGCAUCAAGCAAUCCGCAAUCCCCCAAACAGACAAGGUGUGGGAUAUCAGCGAGCCCCAACCCCACUACCACCACCAGCUAGAGUCAUACACAUGAUUACGGGAGGUCUGGAAGCUGGUGGACUAAGCUCUAAGCAGCGAAAGCUGUAUGUCAGAGAGGUUAAGCAUCAGAACCGAACUCAGAAGCGAAAAUUUGACGAUGCUGAGUGGAAGAAUCAACCCAUCACUUUCACAUCUGCUGAUCUUGAAACAAUUGUCACACCUCACAAUGAUCCUCUAGUCACUUCUAUCACGAUCAACAAUUGUGAAGUGCAGCGUGUCCUUGUUGACACAGGAAGUGCACCAGACAUCAUGUACUUCCAUUGUUUUGAGAGUCUUGGGUUAGAUCCCGCUCUGUUGCAGCGGUAUGAUGGUCCCAUUUACGGGUUUAACAACCAACCAGUUCCAGUUGAAGGAGUCCUCACUAUGAAUGUUGCAUUUGGCAGUGGCCGAACUGUGGUUUCCCAAUCUCAUCUAUGCAUGAAAUUCCCAACUCCUACGGGAAUAGCAACGCUGCGAGGCAACCAGGAGGUGGCCCGGCAUUGCUAUAUCACCUCAGUAACACAACCUCAGAAGGGCAAGACUCAGAUACCCGAGGUUGAUCCCAAAUGGAUUCCUGAUGAUCGGCAAGUUAUGGGUGUUGAGAUAGUAGAUAACCGACCAGAAGAUGAAACCAGAGCUGCUUCAGUCGAAGAUGUGGAAGAGGUACAGAUUGAUGACAAAGAUCCGAGCCGGAAAACGCAAAUUGGGACUAAAUUGAACCCAGAGGAAAGAGCAGAGCUCAUAGCUUUUCUUCGGGCCAAUAAAGAUGUUUUUGCAUGGACUUCAGCAGACAUGCCGAGAAUUCCCACUUCAGUUUUUCAACAUAAACUCAGCACCAAUCCCCUCAAGAAACCAGUAGCCCAGAAACGACGCCUCUUCGGGGGGGAGAGGUUACAGGUCAUUAAAGAAGAAAUUGAGAAACUCCUACAAGCUGGUUUUGUCAAAAGGGUCGAUUACUGCGAGUGGGUCGCCAAUCCGGUGCUGGUGAAAAAAGCAAACGGUAAAUGGCGAAUGUGCAUUGAUUACACUAACCUCAACGAUGCAUGUCCAAAGGACUGUUAUCCAAUGCCAAACAUUGAUAAGCUGGUUGGGGCAGCUUCGGGGAAUGAGAGAUUAAGUCUCUUGGAUGCAUACUCAGGCUACCACCAGGUCUCAAUGGCUCCUGAGGAUGAAGAAAAAACCUCAUUCUAUGCUGGUGAUGAGAUCUAUUGCUAUGUAAUGAUGCCCUUCGGCUUGAAAUAUGUAGGCGCCACUUACCAAAAGAUGGUUACCAUCGUGUUCCGAGCUCAAAUAGGAUGGAAUUUGGAAGUUUAUGUUGACGAUAUAGUAGUGAAGAGUUUGAAAGCUGACGAUCACUUAACCGAUCUUGAGGAGACAUUCAACAAUCUCAGGCAGAAUAGAAUGAGGUUAAACCCAGCCAAAUGCAUCUUUGGUGUGGAAUCUGGAAAAUUCUUGGGUUUUAUGGUUUCCCGGAGAGGGAUUGAGGUCAACCCAGAGAAGAUCAAAGCAAUUGCCGAGAUGGAACCGUCGAAGUUAGUAAAGGACAUACAGAGGUUGACUGGAAGGGUAGCAGCUCUUCAUCAGUUUAUAUCGAAGUCGGCAGAUAAGUGCCUACCAUUUUUCAAGAUUAUGAGCGUGCUGCAUGGAGCCGAGCUGAGGUAUCCUAUAGCGGAGAAAGCAGCCUUAGCAGUUGUCACUUCGGCCAGAAAGUUGAGGCCAUAUUUUCAGUCGCACCCGAUCAUUAUUCUUACAGACCAACCCCUUCGGCAGAUUCUGCAAAAGCCUGAGUGUUUUGGAAGAUUAAUUAAGUGGGCAGUAGAACUGGGGGAAUUUGAGAUAACAUUUCAGCAGAGAUCUGCAAUCCGAGCUCAGGCACUGGCAGAUUUUAUUGUAGAGUGCACUCCAGGUAAUUCCAUUCCUACUCCAGAGCCCAAUGAUUGGACCUUAUACGUUGAUGGGGCAUCUAGUAGCAAAGCUCUGGUCGCUGAGCUGAAGUGCAAAUUCCAGAAAUUCUGUCUGAGCAAAAUCCCCCGAACUGAAAAUGAACAGGCAGAUUCACUCUCUAAAUUCGCCUCUGAUAGUUCUUCACAUUCCAGAUCAGUUUUUGUGGAAGUCUUAGAUGAACCAAGCUUCAUGAAGCCACGGGUGAUGAAGAUCAGCACCGACCCAAGCACACCGAGCUGGACUGACCCAAUCCUCUCUUUCUUACGAGAUGGGAUAGUACCUAAGGACAGGCAGGAGGCAAUGAAGUUGAGAAGGAAAGCAUCUCGGUAUGCACUUGUUGAUGGGGUCUUCUAUAAGCGAUCUUUCUCUCUACCUCUUCUACGGUGCUUGAAUCCCUAUGAAGCAGAAUAUGCACUCAGGGAGGUACAUGAAGGUGUCUGCGGAAGUCACGUGGGUGCUCGAACUUUGGCUCAUAAAGUCCUUAGACAAGAAGAACUCACUACUUUGGUAGCACCAUGGCCAUUUGCUCAGUGGGGAUUUGAUCUUUUGGGCCCAUUCGUGAAGGGGGUUGGUGGUGUAACCCACCUGAUUAUUGGUGUGGAUUACUUCACAAAGUGGGUUGAAGCUCGGCCAUUAUCCAGUCUUACUUCCAAAAAGGUUGAAGACUUUGUUUUCAGCUCAAUCAUCUGCAGAUAUGGGAUCCCGAAUCAGAUUGUGGCUGAUAAUGGAACGCAAUUUAACUGCACCUCUUUUCGAGAUUUCUAUUCCAGCUAUGGGAUUAAACUGCAGUUCACCUCGGUUUACCAUCCGGAGUCCAACGGCAUGGUCGAAUCUGUUAACAAGUGUAUCUUAGAAGGUAUAAAGCCGAGGCUGGAACAACACAAGGCCAAAUGGGCAGACGAGCUCAACAACGUCCUCUGGGCAUACAGAACUACGAGUCGAACUGCCACAGAAGAAGCGCGACUUCGAACUCUAGUCUCCAAGCAGAAGAUAGCAAACUUCUACAACAGACGAGUUCAACCCCGAACAUUCAACGUAGGAGACCUUGUUCUCAGGAAAGCUGGUCUAACGGGGUUCGAAACUCGAUUCGGGAAGUUGGCACCAAACUGGGAAGGCCCCUACACUGUCGCAGAAGUGCCGCACCCAGGAGGAGGCUGCUCCUCAACAGGAAGAGGUGGUAGAGGUGGCUCGUCUCCAGCAGGCAGGACUGGCACUUCUGCUUCAGGAGAGGGCACAAAAUGUAACUGCACCAAACCAGUCGUUCUUCUUCACUCCGUAUCUGCACUCCGGGUUGACCUGCAAAGCCCCGAGAUAGAUCUCGGGGUAGACACUCCGAUGCUUAAUUAUUUCGGGAUCGGAAAAUUAAGCCCAGCAAGGUAUUCGGGAUCUGUUGUGAGGAUGUCCAUCGUAACUGCUGUGCAGUCGUCCGAGCAGGAAGUUCUGGAUGUAACUCUUUAUUCCGGUUGUAAAGGAAUUACUGUCCUGGUGGUGAACCAAAUUAACUCAAUCUGCGAAGUUGUUGAUCCUGUGAUGAUCAAAUAUGUAGCUCUGGUCGCCGAGCUGAAGUGCAAAUUCCAGAAAUUCUGUCUGAGCAAAAUCCCCCGAACUGAGAAUGAACAGGCAGAUUCACUCUCUAAAUUCGCCUCUGAAAGUUCUUCACAUUCCAGAUCAGUUUUUGUGGAAGUCUUAGAUGAACCAAGCUUCAUGAAGCCACGGGUGAUGGAGAUCAGCACCGACCCAGGCACACCGAGCUGGACUGACCCAAUCCUCUCUUUCUUACGAGAUGGGAUAGUACCUGAGGACAGGCAGGAGGCAAUGAAGUUGAGGAGGAAAGCAUCUCGGUAUGCACUUGUUGAUGGGGUCCUCUAUAAGCGAUCUUUCUCUCUACCUCUUCUACGGUGCUUGAAUCCCUAUGAAGCAGAAUAUGCACUCAGGGAGGUACAUGAAGGUGUCUGCGGAAGUCACGUGGGUGCUCAAACUUUGGCUCAUAAAGUCCUUAGACAAGAAGAACUCACUACUUUGGUAGCACCAUGGCCAUUUGCUCAGUGGGGAUUGGAUCUUUUGGGCCCAUUCGUGAAGGGGGUUGGUGGUGUAACCCACCUGAUUGUUGGUGUGGAUUACUUCACAAAGUGGGUUGAAGCUCGGCCAUUAUCCAGUUUUACUUCCAAAAAGUUCACCUCGGUUUACCAUCCGGAGUCCAACGGCAUGGUCGAAUCUGUUAACAAGUGUAUCUUAGAAGGUAUAAAGCCGAGGCUGGAACAACACAAGGCCAAAUGGGCAGACGAGCUCAACAACGUCCUCUGGGCAUACAGAACUACGGGUCGAACUGCCACAUUCUACAAGCAGAAGAUAGCAAACUUCUACAACAGACGAGUUCGACCCCGAACAUUCAACGUAGGAGACCUUGUUCUCAGGAAAGCUGGUCUAACGGGGUUCGAAACUCGAUUCGGGAAGUUGGCACCAAACUGGGAAGGCCCCUACACUGUCGCAGAAGUGCCGCACCCAGGUGCUUAUAUCCUACGGGACACUGAAGGAAAAAGGGUUCCUAGAGUCUGGAAUGUCAAUAAUUUGAAGAAAUUUUACCUUUAAUGUAUCUUUUUCCAGUAAACUUUGUCUCAUUUUUAUAUUCAUUGUUAUUCUAUUUGUGUCCGAACUCAAUUCCUUUACAUCGUUAAUGAACUUCACUUCACUUU
Molecule: messenger RNA, 6325 nt
Organism: Rubroshorea leprosula
Lineage: Eukaryota; Viridiplantae; Streptophyta; Magnoliopsida; Malvales; Dipterocarpaceae
Source: the annotation of a GenBank genome assembly